AUGACAUUUGUCAACCCCUUCGUCCCCCAACAGAUACCUUCUCCUACACCCAAGACCAAACCGAAACUCAGAUCAUGUCUCUCUCCUUCCCGAUCACCUUCCAUCACUGCUUAUGCAGAUGAUAGUGCUGCAUAUACACCCAGCGGAUCCAGAUCGACGUCUUUCUCUUCGUGUACUAGUGCGAAUGGGGAUGGGUGGAAGAGAGCAAAGUGCGUUAGAUGGCAGGAGAUGAAUGGAUGUGCCGUCACAUCCACGUACGACACCUACUCUCACGAAGAGUACGACCGAACACCCCUAGAACCUCCCAGUGUAGCAGAACGUGAAUGCGCAUUACCCGAACGUGGAUCCAGAUGUCUCUCCAUAUCUAGAGAUUGUUUCUUAUCGGAUUCGAACUCUUACCUUGAUGAUCAUGAAGAUGAAGGUGAAGAUACCAGUGGGGACUCUUAUUUCUUGAAUACUCCUCCACCGACCGAAACUUGUUCUGAAGAUGGUGAAGCCGACGAAUACGAGGCGAGGGAAAAAGAAGAUUGGGAAGAAUGUAUGGAUCGCCGAAGACAGAUGUUCGCCAUGAUGUGUCCUCAACUUCGACAAAUGAAUGGUGAUCAUCAUUCACCGGUGGAUCAUGACAGGCAUCCUGAAUUUGAGGGAUAUAAAUCUAUAUCGGCGACUUUGGCAAACCUCUUGAAAUUAGUUAGUGAUGAUCAGAAUGAACGUCCGUCAGAUCAGGAAGGAGAGGAGGAUCAGGAGGGAGUGGAUGAAGUGGUAAAAGGAGAUAAUUGUGGAUUUGGAUUUACCUCCUUAACGAGAGAUAUAUUAGAGAUUGAUACGCCUAGUUUGGUAUCCAGCGAGAGUGAAUUAGGGUUAGAUGAUGAUGACUGUAUCAUCCAAUCUCCAUGUGGAUCCAACAAUGGAAGUGGGAAUUCAACGAUCAUACCGAAUAUUUCUCAACAGCAUCAGCAACAAGGGAUGAUGUGUGCGGAAGAAUUGGUGAUGGCUGCUUGGUCGAAUAAGCAGAAGCAGAAUGAGAGGGGAAGAGAGAGGAUGAGAAGGGAAAUAUAA
Messenger RNA from Kwoniella mangroviensis CBS 8507, 1059 nucleotides. RefSeq lists its product as uncharacterized. The record is from RefSeq and is a predicted model, not a curated record. The transcript has 2 exons. Bases 1 to 1059 code for a protein of 352 amino acids. NCBI's taxonomy places the organism in Eukaryota, Fungi, Basidiomycota, Tremellomycetes, Tremellales, Cryptococcaceae.